Molecule: messenger RNA, 3833 nt
Organism: Coregonus clupeaformis (lake whitefish)
Lineage: Eukaryota; Metazoa; Chordata; Actinopteri; Salmoniformes; Salmonidae
Gene: ttl
Product: tubulin tyrosine ligase
Exons: 7
Coding region: 920-2152 (410 amino acids)
Biological process (GO): protein modification process
Source: RefSeq, a predicted model, not a curated record
GCCAUUACGAUGAGGAAAUAUACCGUUGAAUUUUUAAAAAAACAUUUAACUGUUGCUUUUUACUCUGCAGAAGGUAUUUCAUUUGAUCACCUUAAGUGAGGUACCAGAAUAUAAAGACUACAAUAACCACAACUGGGGACUCGGAAGUCUCCAAUUUACUCCAGCGCGUUCAAGACCACUGGGAACUCGGGGGAAAAAAACGAGCUCCGUCUGGGAACAAUCGUUUUGAACCGUCAUCGAAGUCGGAUUUCCAAUUUAAAAAAUCGGGCAUCUCUCUAGAGCUCCGUAUUUCCGACCUGAACAUCACUGACGUCAUGAUUUUAGCUCUUAUUUUUCGAGUUCCGAGUUGUCGUGAAAGCUCCUUAACAUAACCGUUACAGGAACAUUUUAAUUUCUUAUCAUUGGUCGUUUUUUUCCCUCCCAAGUUAAACAACAAAUAUCUUAGGAAAGUAGCAGUUUACAUAGAUAACCAUUUAAACAACAAUUAAGAAAUAUAUUCAGCUACCAGGAAACGACAGCAAGUUAGCUAGCAACGUAACAUUAGCUAGCAAGCCAGAGAGGACAAGCCAGAGGAUCUCAGCCAGAGGUCCUCAGCCAGACGUGGGACCAAGUAACGUUACGUUAGUCAGUCACACCCUAAUCUGGGCACCCAUGGCUGAAAUGUAACGUUAGACCAGAGUCAUGCAACAUGAAGUAGUUAGGACUUUUGUGAUCAUGAAAGACAUUCACUAGCAACAAGAACACGCGAAGCACUUUUUUUCAGAACCUGGAUAUGACUGUCUCAUCAUCAUGCCACAGACACAGCCGUCCGCGAGAUAGCGCUUGCCAGCCAGUCUGCUAAAUUCACUAGCUACACCUGCGCUAGCUAGCUAAUAAUUCGUUUUGUUGUGUGCUUUUGCACAUAUAAUAUUGUUGUAAUAUGAAUGCACCGAUGUAUACAUUUGUCGCAAGAGACGACAACAGCACCAUUUAUGCUGAAGUUUCCAAAAUUCUCGUCGCAACUGGACAAUGGAAGAGACUGAAAAGGGAUAAUCCCCGAUUCAAUUUGAUGUUCGGCGAACGGAACAGACUGCCAUUUGGACGGCUUGGUCAUGAGCCAGGACUGAUGCAAUUAGUGAAUUAUUACAGAGGAGCAGACAAGUUGUGCCGCAAAGCAUCUUUAGUCAAGUUAAUCAAGACUAGCCCAGAGCUUCCAGACCCCAGCAACUGGUUGCCUGAAUCCUACAUCAUCUAUCCUACUAACCUCAACACCCCCGUUGCUCCUGCAAAGAAUGGCAUCAGCCACCUGAAAAGUAACCCCAAGACAGAUGAAAGAGAAGUUUUCCUGGCCUCUUAUCACUCAAGGAAGGAAAGUGGAGAGGGAACAGUGUGGAUCGCCAAGUCAUCUUCUGGAGCAAAAGGUGCUGGAAUUUUGAUAUCCCACGAUGCAAAUCAAUUGCUGGAGUUCAUUGAUAAUCAAGGGCAGGUUCAUGUCAUUCAGAAGUACCUAGAAAGACCACUACUGCUGCAACCUGGCAACCGUAAAUUUGACAUCAGGAGCUGGGUGCUCGUGGACCAUCAGUACAACAUCUACCUUUACCGGGAGGGUGUGCUGCGGACGGCGUCAGAGCCCUACAACAGCUCCAACUUCCAGGACAUGACCAGCCACCUGACUAACCACUGCAUCCAGAAAGAGCACUCACAGAACUACGGCCGCUACGAGGAGGGCAACGAGAUGUUCUUCGACGAGUUCCGGCAGUACCUGCUGAGCACCCACAACGUAGCACUGGAGACCAGCGUUUUACCUCAGAUCAAGCAGAUCAUAAGGAGCUGUUUGACAUGCAUUGAGCCAGCCAUCAGCACUAGGCACUUGUCCUAUCAGAGCUUCCAGCUCUUUGGAUUUGACUUCAUGGUGGACGAGAGCUUCAAGGUGUGGCUGAUCGAGAUCAAUGGAGCUCCGGCCUGCGCACAGAAACUCUACCCGGAGCUAUGCCAAGGGAUCGUGGACGUAGCCAUCUCCAGUGUCUUCCCACUGAACAAUGAUUCCGAACCACGAUCAUCUUCCUCCUCCCCCGCUCCUUACUCCUCCCCCUCCUUUUCCACUCUUACCUCAUCCUGUUCCUCUCCGAAACUGAGAGGACCCCUCCACGUGGGCCCAUUCACCCGAUUGUAAGUCCCUCCUCCUCUGCUUCAAAAGUUCCAACCUCCGCCCUCUGCUCCUCACUCCUACGCUUUUCCCGAGAUGUCCCACAGGCCAGGAAGCUUUGCCAUCUCAUUGGUUCUUGCAUGGCAAGUUUUGUCUCGAAGGGGAUUACCCUUGUGAUUGACUGAAGAUUGUGUUACUUUCUCGUAUGUGCUACCACAGUCUUCUCUCCCAUACCCCACAGCGGAAGUGCAUUUCAGAGGAAAGCCUGAACAGGCAUGCAGUAUAUGAAUGUGUGGAGACUUGGUGAAUGUUCGGAUGGUGAUGAUGAUUAAGAUAAAUGGGCGACAGACUGACUGAUGACGUAUUUGGGGGUCCCAGAACAAGAAUAGAUGCCCUUGUGAUCCCGUGCUGCCACUGAGGCGCCCCUAGACUGUGUAUGGACGACCUCUGAAGAUGGAGGGGACGCUUCACUUAUUAUACAGACUUUAGUGCCUUACAUCUCCACCCAUACCCCCUUAAAGAUGCAACCUGUCGAUUUAGCAUAGCGCCUCUGCUACUGUGUGUGUUAUGUGAGCCUGUGUAUUGUCGGUCAGGCAAGUGUGUAUGUCUGUGUGGGCUAGUUUCUUUCUCUGGGUUUGGAGAUUUUUGGAUUUUAUCCACAAAAGUUAGCAUUGUGAGGGGAAAAAACGUUGAUUACAGGCAUACUUCAUAUCAUGGUUAUUCACAAAGCCCCAGAGAGUUUUGUACUGUAAUUUAAAAGAGGAUUAAAUCAGAAAUUAGGCUACAUUUUAUUGCUACUGAAAUUGUAUUAUAGCUAUUUGAUAGCUAUUAUUCCAUGCACGCUGUGUAGUGUUAGGUCUUCAAUUUUUGACAGACUUUUAUUCAAGUUCAUUUAGUCAGUGUUGUUUAAGUCUGUUGUUCAUUCACACUGUAUAAGAAAAGAUUCCUAGACAGAUGACUCCUUUUUCUCUGUCAACAAAGAGCAUUUGUGGAAUGACUAGAGAUAAACCUCCCCUGUUAAUUUGAGACUAGCUUUGCAACUUCAGAACAUUUCAACCCAUUUGAACCUUCUAAAGGUUACGCAUGGGGAUCUCCACUACAGCUGUAGAUCCAUUUUUGUUUGUGAUUUUAAGAGAGAUUGCAUGUUGGUGUGGAAGCAUGUUACAGUGUCUGUUGUGUGUCCUAAUGCAAGUAGGCCCACUCUCCCCUUUUGCCUCUAAUACUGAGAGUUCUUAGCCAAGAGCUGCCUUUAAAAUGGUCUGUUUCAUAGAAAGUGAAUGUCUUGUUAGUUUUUGCUUGCUUCCUUAAAACCUGUAGUAAAUGUAGUAGCUUCAACCCCACAAACUACUUUGUCAAUGUAAGUUUUUAUUUUUAUUUUUAAAGUAUUUUUAGACUACUAAUGCUGUCGGUUAUGGUGUUGCACAGCUUCCAUGAUAUUACGUGGAGUUGUGAUACCUGCAUGCUAAAAAGUAGUUUUCCCUGCCCUUGUCUGUUUGUGUUAAACUGUAAUAUUCAGUGUUGACCACCUGACCACAUUCAGUUUACAGAGGCUUUGUAGCAUUAUCACCCACAGUUAACUCUUAGAUUAAGUUACUUUGGCAUAUGUUAAACUUUGUUUUAAGAAUGAGUUAGUCCUUUAAAGGGGCAAUCCGCAGUUGAAACAAUAACAAAGCGCUUCUGUUUCAGUAAAAAGCUAAGGGAUGGGGCU